Messenger RNA from Trichomonas vaginalis G3, 3543 nucleotides. RefSeq names its product DNA/RNA polymerases family. NCBI's taxonomy places the organism in Eukaryota, Parabasalia, Trichomonadida, Trichomonadidae. The record is from RefSeq and is a predicted model, not a curated record. The transcript has a single exon. The coding region runs from base 1 to 3543 and encodes 1180 amino acids.
AUGAACAAAAACGGAACAGCUAAAAUGAAUGAUAAUCAAAUAAGAGCCGAAGGUAGAAGGUUAUUUAAACGCUUCUAUAACAUUCCUGAUGGUGUUAAUCCUAAAACUCGUAGAAGUUAUUUAAAUGAAGCCAUAGAUGCAUAUGAAGGAUUUGACAUUUCAUCAGAAAGUGAGAGGUUAGCAAGAAUGUUAAACGUUAAUAUUGAUUUUUAUUAUUGUGACCCUCAACCAGAAGACGUAGACAUAAAUAAGGUAGACUUUCCAUUAGUGGAAUCAAUAAUGAUAGAUCCAGAAUUUGAAACAGUAAAUAUUUUAUUAACACAGAGUCCAUGUGGAAAACUUCACGCUGACAGAAUUACAGACGUUGAAGCACUCACAGGAUAUAAAGUUUGCCCCUUUUGCAAAGAAGAAGUAUAUUCUAUCCGUGAUGACCCAGAAAGGAAAAACCAAAGAAGAUUUUUAAAACAUUGUGAGAAAUGUAAAGAAAAUAAUGGAAGAUUAAUUCAAGACGUUCAAUUGCAAAACACACAACAACCAUAUGCACCACAUAUCACGAAACAGAAGAUAUAUCAAUGGCUAUUAGCUCACAAUUUGCAGGAAUAUUAUAAACCAACAAGAUAUUAUAUUACUUUUGACUUCGAAACAUUAGAGACUAAAGAAGAACUUCAACUUUCUGAAUGUGCAACUUUGAACGCUUACUUAAAACCAUUUAUGGUAUCAUCAACUGUCAAAAUAAAGCCGCAAACGGACUCUUUGAGUCCUGAAGGUCUUUCAGACCGAAGCGGCGAGGUCGUAGACCGUGAUAAAACAUUUACGAGGAAUUUUUGCUUAACAUCAAGUGAUUCGUUCAUCUCUGAUUGGAUUGAAUUUUUAUUUUCAACCUGUUCAUUAGUUGCUAAAUCAAAUAUUGAACAAUAUGAAGAAUUAAUGAAGCCGCAAACGGACCAAACGGCGGGGACUUUGUCCCAUACAUUAAAUGAAAAACAGAAGGAAGCAUUUAAAGAACUUCUAGAUGAGGAAUUCAAUAAAGUGAAUAUCAUAGGUUUUAAUUCGGGAAAGUUUGAUUUAAAUUUAAUUCUUCGUGAUUUAAACACUGCAAAAUGGAAAAUAAAAUCAAUGCUGGGUUCUUCUUCUCAAUUUAAGCAAAUCAUUGUAAAGAAAACAAACUGUCCAUAUGAAUUAAGAUUUAUUGACAUCAGAAAUUAUAUAGCGGGUGGAACAUUAGACCAAUUUACUCAAGAUUUCGGAAACAAUAAAUCACGUGUUAAAUCAUUCUUCCCAUAUCAAUUCAUCACAUGGGAGAAUUACGAAGAAGAAUUAUAUAAAAAGGAACCAUUCACGAAAGAUUCAUUUUAUUCAGCAUUAACACAAGAAACAAUAUCCGAUUCAGAUUAUCAAAUAUAUCUCAAUGAUGCUAAAAAUUUUGAGAAUAGAUUAGAAUAUUUUAUUCAUUAUUGCAAUAAAGAUGUUGAAAUUAUGAUUGACCCAAUUGAUAAAAUUAUUGAAGAAACAUUUGUUUAUAAAAUUGACAUGCUCCAUAAUCUUUCAUUAUCAUCGAAUGCAUCAAUGAUUCGUUACGCUUUAGCAUAUAAAGACUUUAAUCCUAACGAAACAUAUCCAGAAGAAGAAAAUGUGGAAUCAAGUUUUGAAUUAACGAAAAAGUAUUGGAAAUAUAAAAUUGAAUCAUAUAAGAAACAAGAUGAAAAAGCAGAAAGGGAUACUAAAAACAAUGUUUCAAUGGAUGACUAUCAAUACUAUCACGAUUUAAUCCUUUCAUCUAAAUGCAAAAUGUGUGGUAAAGCGUUUACAUAUGCAAAUAAACCAACAUUAGAUAGAAUCGAUAAUGAAAAACCACAUACCAAAGAAAAUUGUCAGUUAAUGUGUUGUUAUUGCAAUGUCGUAAAAUCAAAUAAAGAUGAGGAUGUUCAACGUUUAAGAAUUAAUUUAAGAAAUUAUACAUUAAAAAAUAAUUUACCAAUGACUUUAGAUUCGGUUGAAGCGUAUCACAUCCUCCGUAAUGGAAUUACUGGUGGUUUAUCAAAUGUUCAACAUAGAGUUAAUCUUAAAGGAAUCACACACAUUAAUAAACUUUCAUAUAAGCCAGAAACUAAAACUGUAUCAAAUGAGGACACCACCAACAUCAUGACUCAUUUCGUUGGUGUUGACUUUAAUUCAUUAUAUCCUUCAUCAUUUUCAUCUAAUCCUCAUGAUUUCAUUCAAUAUACUGACCAUAAAAUGUAUAUGCCGGGAAGAUUGAAUGGUGUUAUCAUUUGUGAUACAGCAACAAAGAAAGCAAAAGCACUGGGAAUUAUUAAGAAGAAAAAUACUUUAUUCGUGGCUGAAGUAAAGGGUCACAUUGAUGAAAAAUACAUUAAUGAUUACAUAAACUUUUUACCAAUAAUAAGAAACUUAGAUAUUAUCACAGAUGAAAAAACAAUUGGUGGUUUUAUGUAUAAUUACAUGAAAUCAAACAAUCUACCGGUUGACCAGAAACAGAGAAAAUUAACUCAGUUAGCAUCAACACACAACCAAUAUCAACCAUUUUCUUCUUAUUAUCUUUGGUAUCUAAUAGACAGAUUUCAUUUUAUCAUCGAUGAUAUUCAAUCAAUUUUAACAUUUACGAAAAACACUUGUUUUAAUGAAUUUGCGAACGAAUUUAUGAACGAAAGACAAAAGGCUGAAUUAGAAGGAAAUAAAGGAAAAAGUUUAUUUUGCAAGAUUUCACUUAAUGGAUCAUAUGGUUACGAUGCAAUGAAUACACAAAAUUACGCAAAGACUAAAAUAAUGAAUGCACAGAAGGCACGCGUUGCAUGUAUGUCAAAUAAGUUUAAAAACAUAAGAGAAAUAGGUGAAGAUACGUAUCAAGUGAUGCUUAAAGAUAGAUUUUAUAGAUGUGAUACAUGUUUACAAGAGGCAUUCUUCACUUUAGAUAAUGCUAAAUACUGGUAUUUGGUUUUCAUUUAUGAUUUUAUGUAUAAAUGCAUGGAUAUUAAUCGUUUUCAUUUCAUUGAAGGUGAUACUGAUUCAUCUUAUUGGGCAAUCGCUGGCGAUCCAAGUCUUCCUAACACUCAAGCAUUUCAAGCAAUUGUUACUGAUAAACAAUUUUAUGAUAAAAACAUUUACAAAUUCGCACCUUUUGAUUUCUUUUGUUUUAAUGAGAAAUUUAAACCUAAAUUAAAGAAUAAAGCUGAAGAAAAAGCACAUGAGAAAAAAUUAUUGGGUUUAGCAAUUGAGAAACAAGGUGAUAACAUGGUUGCUUUAUGUCCUAAGUGUUAUACAUCAUUCAACGGUUCAAUUGAUGGAAGUGAUUUUAAAAAGAUUGCACAAAAAAUGAAAGGUGUUAGUUUAAGACAAAAUAAACAAUUAACACCUAAAAAUUAUUUGGAUAUAAUAAAUGAUAAAGUGAUAUUUGAUGGUCAGAAUAUUAAUUUACAACUUAAAAAUGGGUCAAUGACUCGCUUAACAAUUGGUAAGACUGCAUUAACAGGAGCACACACUAAGGCUGUAUGUUGUGAAAAUGGAUGUUGUAUGCCAUUUAUUUAA